Penicillium verrucosum is the source of this 534-nucleotide messenger RNA. RefSeq lists its product as uncharacterized. Bases 1 to 534 code for a protein of 177 amino acids. The transcript has a single exon. The record is from RefSeq and is a predicted model, not a curated record. Lineage: Eukaryota; Fungi; Ascomycota; Eurotiomycetes; Eurotiales; Aspergillaceae.
AUGGAUAUUGCGUUCCAUUUGUUACCUCUUCGCGAAGGUGAAAAGCGGACCGACUACAUCCCCGCCCUCUCCCACCCGUAUCCGAGUCACACCCAAGGAUACAACACAUCGCCAGGCGGAAAUAGAUAUCUGUUUUAUUGUGAGACGCUAGGCGUGAUUUCCUCUAGGUACAUUUUCACUAUAACCACGGCAAACCCAAUAACUCACCCACUGCCAUCCGAAGAGCUCCUUACGAUGCAAUGGAAUCUGACUCGGAUCGCUGCUAUGCAAGGAGCUGGUGAAGACGAGGAUAGUGAUAUAGACUCCGACAGUGACUCUGUCGCCGUUGAAUCAGGCUCAAGAUCCCCAAUCAAGGAGGCUCGCAUGUUCCCCGAGAGAUUGGUUCCCACAUCGCCAAGAGGAUACCCCAGCAAGGGAACCCGUAGCCUCACUGAGAACGUGCCUUUUAUAGUCCCAAUCAGGUCGCCGUCACCUUCAAAGGCCCGGGAUUUACCUGGCAUGGAUGAAGCCUCCAGUGAAUACAUUGAGGAGUAG